GCAUCUAUAUGCUGCCUACCGCCACCCACGAUCAACCACCUCCUACACGUCCAUGCCAACAUGGCUCCUGCCACCAAGAGCUCCGCCAUGACGCCCUCCAGUGGCAAAGCGAAGCUGGAACAAGUCACUUCAAUCCUCGCGACACUGAAGACCGACCUCGAGCAGACGAACCUACUCCCUCACCAGCGGAACACCUUGCUAGAAGAACUCAAAGUCCAUGGACGCGCUGCCGAGAACGCCGACCCCAUAUUUGCCCGGAACGGAAUUGAGAUACUAGCACGCUAUGGCUUCGAAAGCUCAAACUCGGCGACAUCGCGAGAAGCACUCCGGUGUCUUGCAAACGCAUUGUUACUACAGCCCAAGACCCGGCAAAUGUUCGUGGACCUGGGUUUCGGAGACAAGGCUGCUGAGAAGGCGAAGAGCGACAACACGGACGACGAGUUCCUCAUCUCCCGAAUCCUCUUUCUCCUGACCUACGAUUCCGACCUCGACUUCGACUCCCUAGUGAGGUCGCAUCAACUUGCUGAAAGCAUCAACGCCGCCAUCGCGCGGCAUGCAAGGCGAUACUCCAAGUCCUCCCGGCACCUCUCCUACGAUAACCCCAUGUCCAUGAACACCAUGGCCCUCUCCGAAACUCUCAAACUCCUGUUCAACAUAACCCACCACUACCCCGACCUGCAACCCAUGUUCACAAAGUCAAUCCCGCACAUCUUCAAAAUCCUCGUCCGCCACAAAAUCCCCUCUCCCCCCCUCGAGCAACCCGUCAACUACCUCAUCAACGCCCUCCUCAACCUCGACCUCGAAGAAGGCGACAAAACCGCCAAAUCCUUCUCCCACUCCGCCGUCUUCCCCAAAUUCGAUGCCAAAUGCAACGCCGAGCACCUCAUCAACAUCCUCGACCAGGCCAUCUCCGUGUAUCCCGAAGCCCAGCUCGACCGCGUCGCCCCCCCCGUCCUGACCCUCAUCCGCCGCGUCUACGAAAUCGCCCCCGACGCCGUGCAGACGUACAUGCAGUGGCUGCUGCUGCCCACCGACGACGAGCGCACGCGGCCCCUGGGCAAGAGCGACACCCUCUCCGCGCGCCUGCUGCGCCUCUCCACCUCCGCCAUGUUGCCCACCCUGCGCGGCAACAUCAGCAGCAUGCUGUUCGAGCUGUCCGGGAAAGACGCCGCCAAGUUCGUGCACAACGUCGGGUACGGCUUCGCGUCGGGGUUUUUGCUGAGCCACAAUAUCGCCAUGCCGGAGAGCGCGAUGGACGCCUAUGCGAAUGGGACCGAGGGCGCGGAGAAGGGGGGCGUGCCGGUGAAUCCGAUUACCGGGCAGCGGCUGGAUGCGGAGGAGGAGGAGCAGGGGCCGCCGAUGACGCGCGAGGAGAAGGAGAGGGAGGCGGAGCGGUUGUUUGUGCUUUUUGAACGGCUCAAAGCUACAGGCGUUAUGAACGUGGAGAAUCCAGUUGCGCGAGCGGUGCAGGAGGGUCGAUUCGAGGAGCUGGAUGACGAUGCUGAUGAAUGAACGAUGGUCACGUGGUCAGGGUGUCAUACGCGGACGCACGACGUGCAAUCUUGCAUUUAAUCAGGGAUGCAUUGGUAGGUCCUCUCAUUCAGGGCAUCAUGCCAUUAUGGUUGUAUAGGGAGUACACAUACCACGGAGUUGAAUCCAAUUCAUUUUCGGUCAUUCUUGAAACACGCCUACGCGCGAUUGUGAUGCUGCCAAAAUGAUCAUUUUUGUCUACCGGAGUGGCUGAUCUACAAGGAGCUACCACCAAAAGAGCAUCCUCG
Molecule: messenger RNA, 1778 nt
Organism: Mytilinidion resinicola
Lineage: Eukaryota; Fungi; Ascomycota; Dothideomycetes; Mytilinidiales; Mytilinidiaceae
Exons: 6
Coding region: 61-1512 (483 amino acids)
Biological process (GO): G protein-coupled receptor signaling pathway
Cellular component (GO): cytoplasm
Molecular function (GO): G-protein alpha-subunit binding; guanyl-nucleotide exchange factor activity
Source: RefSeq, a predicted model, not a curated record